This is a messenger RNA of Pelagomonas calceolata, 933 nucleotides long. The record is from the annotation of a GenBank genome assembly. NCBI's taxonomy places the organism in Eukaryota, Pelagophyceae, Pelagomonadales, Pelagomonadaceae.
UUUCACAAGCUGUGGCUCGUUUUGGGUGCUAUGCUGCAUAGAUCAUCACUAGAGCUCCUUCCGAGAGAGGUCAUAGUCGUGCGCGCCCAGGUGCAAACCUUGCGCGCCACCAAGAGGGCGGGAGAGCCGUGCAGAGACACGAGUCCCGGAGAGCAUAGAGCAUCAAGGCGUGCACACCCAUGCGCAUCGCAGCAGUGACAAUCACACUGACGAUGGCGCUCGAGCCGCCGCAAGGCGCGCAACGCUUCCUGAUCGCGCGCCACGGCGAGACGAACUUUAAUGCGGAGGGCCGCAUCCAGGGCACUUUGGAUACGUCCGUGCUGACGGCCCGGGGCGUGCGCCAGGCCGAGGAGCUGGGCUGCUACAUUGCUGACGAGGAACUCGCGAGGAUAUCCAAGGUCUGGGUGUCGCCCAUGACGCGCGCGCGGCAGACGCUCGCGUGCAUCGAGGAGGCCUGCGGCACAUUACUACCGGAGCCCGUCGUGCGCGACGAUCUGCGGGAGAUCGAAUUGCAUACCUGGGAGGGAAAGCUCAAAAGCGAGGUCAUGGACACGGGCUGGGCGCGCUGGAAGGCGGACCCUGCCGCCUUCGUGAUGGACGACGGCGCGCGGCCGCUGCCCGACCUGUGGGCGCGCGCCGUGGGCAACUGGGCCGCGCUGCGUCGCGACGCGCCGCCGUGCAGCCUCGUCGUGUCGCACGGCGCGCUCGGGCGGUGCAUGGUCGCGGCGGCGCUCGGGGGCGCGAUGGACACGUUCCGAGACCCGAAGUUCCAGUUCGACAACUGCGAGCUCGUCGAGGUGGCCUGGGCGCCGGGCGCGCCGGCGGCGGCCUGCUGGCGGCGGCUCCACCGGGCGCGGACGGCCUGGGAGGCCGCGGAGGACGCGCUGGCCGCGUCGUCGGCGGCCGUGGGACAGGCAUCUUAAUAUUAUAGUG